AUGGCACCAGAUAUUCAAAUUCCCACUACACAUUCUGCCCUGACAUUCACCCGUAGGGGCGACCCCCUCGACGUCCUGACCAUCACACACGAUUUCCCAACACCAACCCCGUCAUCUCUCGUCCCCGGUGAAGCUCUCAUCAAAGUGUCCGCCGUGUCUACAGACGCUGGCAUCUCUCUCAUCAUCAGAUCAAUCCCGCAUCUAACCAGCAAACCAUGGAUUCCCGAGAUCAAUUUCGCCGGAACAAUUGUCGCCAUGGGAACACCAUCCUCGGAUGACUCGAAUGAUCUACGAAUAGGUGACGAAGUCAUCGGCGUGCGCAGCAGCCCACUCUCCAAAUACAACGGCGCCAUGCAAUCAUAUCUCGUCAGUCCUGUGAAUAUGCUCAUUCGCAAGCCCAAAUCAAUCUCGAUGAUCGAGGCUUCAGGGCUACCCGCCACGGGAUGUACAGCCAUACAAGCACUCGAACUUGCAGGAGUGAAGAGAGGCGACAAGGUCCUCGUGACAGGAGGAAGUGGUGGGUUAGGAAACAUGUGCGUUCAACUUGCGCGAGUUCUUGUCGGAGAGUCGGGAAUAGUGGUGUCGACGUGUUCUGCCCAAAACGCGGAAUUGGUGAAGAGUUUAGGGGCAGAUGAGACAAUAGACUACAGAGUGCACAAUCCCCUGCACGAAUAUCUCAACAAGCACCACUCCUCGGCACCGUUCAACGCCAUUCUUGACGUCGCAGGCAAUCCCAAGGAAAUGUUCACUUCCUCGCCGAACUACCUCACCAAGUCUGGGACGUUUGUCAUCUUAGGAAACAUGAAGGCACUAGAGAGCGCCUCUCUGUUCGGCUUGAUUUCUGAAAUAUUGCUUGUUCAGCUGAACCGCUUCCUGCCCGUUUUCUUAGGAGGGACACCUCGAAAGUGUCUUUUUUAUUCAGCCACACCGUUAAAAAAGGACAUGCAAAGAGUUUGUGACAUGGUCGAGGCUGGGCAGGUGAAGUCAUUGGUUGACAGCGUGUGGAAAUUCCAGGAUGUAACCAAGGCAUAUGAGAGAGGGUUGAGCCAAAGAGCAAAAGGUAAAAUUAUCGUGACGUUUGAUUGA
This is a messenger RNA of Exophiala oligosperma, 1086 nucleotides long. RefSeq lists its product as uncharacterized. Bases 1 to 1086 code for a protein of 361 amino acids. NCBI's taxonomy places the organism in Eukaryota, Fungi, Ascomycota, Eurotiomycetes, Chaetothyriales, Herpotrichiellaceae. Gene Ontology annotation, cellular component: mitochondrion. Gene Ontology annotation, molecular function: oxidoreductase activity; zinc ion binding. The record is from RefSeq and is a predicted model, not a curated record. The transcript has 3 exons.